AUGUUUGGAAUGACUCAAGUGGCGGCAACCACACCAAGCAGGCAUCAGUAUCAUAGAUAUUUGUAUAUUCAGGCUCUACUGUUAGAUGUGUUGGGGAUUGUAAAGGUAGAUAAACAUAGUAGUUCCGAGAGCAGUGAUGAUGGGGAAGAAGACACAUCCCUCUGCAGAGAGAAACAAAAGAAAUUCUUCAGGAAACAAAACAGCAGUGGUGUGGUAUCAGAUUCAAGUUCUCCCAUGAAAGAAGGAAAAACAGAUUCUGGAUAUGCACAAGGGUCACAGCGUAAGAAAAGUAACAAUAUAUGGGGUUCAGUAAUUACUGAACAAGAUUUGACACAAACAUUGGUACAAAGUGCAGCAGUAGACAAACCGGAUGAACUAUCAUAUAAUGAGCGUAGUGUUGAGAGUUAUGAUUUCACAAAGAAAUAUCAGGAGAAAAGACAUGGAUGGGAUAUGACUGAUUCAGGUGUUCCAAGUUUGGAUAACAACACUGAUAAUUUCAAUUUUGGAGUUAAUUCAAAGUCUUCAGAUGUAAGGGGCCGCACUAUAAUUGGCUAUGAAGAUACCUUAGACAAGUCAAGAGAUCAAAGAGAUUUAAGACAUAAUAUUGGCAAAUCAAAUAAAAGAAAACGUAAAGCAGAUAAUGGCAAUGAUAGACAUCAGCAUAGUCGUAUUCAUGAUAGGUUAGGCAUUAAAAAGGUGACAACAACAAAAUUAGGUGAAAUAGAUGUAUCUGUUGAUAUGGAAAGUGAAUUGCUGAUUGCAAAAAUAGCCGAAUUUCUUCAUGAACCCAAAGUAGAAUUAAUAGAGAGAAUAGUUACACAUCUUGGAAAAGAUGUUGCAAUAAGAAUUCUGGAAGCAACCAAAGAUGUGGAAGAAGGUGGAGGCAUGUAUACACUUGAUGGUAGUAGAAGACGUACACCAGGUGGUGUCUACCUAACAUUGAUGAAACAACAACCAGAAUUUAAUAAAGAUGUUAGAAGACUUAUUUUUGUGGAAGAUGUUCAAGAAAUGAUGAAACACAGAAGGGAAAAGCGUAAAAAGGCAAAAACAAAGAAAAAACAACAAGCUAAGAAUGAGGGCAAAGAGCAAGAGGAUAAUAAUUUGGGUUCAGUGUCACACUCUGAAUCUGGAUCAGUGUCAAACUCCUUAAAGACAACAGACAAAGCUGUAGAUGUGGCAGAAGAUAUGGAAGAUGGUGAAAUUAAAGAUGAACCUGAUGACGAAAAAAAUACUGUUGGAAAAGUAAACCAACAAAAUUCCAAAAAUAAUUCAGAUGAUGGGAGCAGUGGGGAGUCUGAUUACUAUGACAAUGAUAGACAGAAAUCUGUCUGGUCAAAACCAUUCAAUUUUGAAGAUGAAUUAGCAGAAACUAAGAAAUUAAUCCUUGAAAAAUCAAAGUCACAAAAUAAGGGACAGAAUUGUGAAUUGAAGGAAACAGAGUGUAAUGAAGGUCAGGAUAUGGAUAUAAAUAAUGUUUCUGAAAUGGCUGAUCUAGAAUCUGCUGAAGCAAAUGUUGUAGACAUUGAUUUGGGCAUUGAUACAGAUUAGUUAAACAAAGGACUUCAGAUAAAAUGGUAUAACCUUAAAAUGAAAUGUUUGACAUAUGGCGGUGUGUAAAGCAGAACAAAAUUCAUGUGUUCAUAUUGUAAAUCUUAUGAUGAUUUUGAAAGAUUUGAUCACUAGUUCUCAUUAGAAUAAUUACAAGAAUUUGGUCU
Messenger RNA from Ruditapes philippinarum (Manila clam), 1715 nucleotides. RefSeq names its product phosphorylated adapter RNA export protein-like. NCBI's taxonomy places the organism in Eukaryota, Metazoa, Mollusca, Bivalvia, Venerida, Veneridae. Bases 1 to 1548 code for a protein of 515 amino acids. Gene Ontology annotation, biological process: snRNA export from nucleus. The record is from RefSeq and is a predicted model, not a curated record. The transcript has 6 exons. Gene Ontology annotation, cellular component: nucleus.